AUGGCGGAAUAUAAUUUUUUCCACAGAUUUUAGUUCAUUUUUCGAUGACAAAAUGAGAAGUUGAGAUAAAAAAAAAUGAAGUCUAAUGGCUUCUAAACUAAGACUUCAUGUAGUCUGCACUUCCAGAGACAAGCGAUUUUUGGUUUUAGCAGAUGAAAACUGGUGUCUCGAAGACGUCAAAGAAUGCAUUGAACUUGUGUUCCUUAAAUUGUAUCCCUCUGAGCAAACACUAAAAGUCUGCAAGCUUCAAAAUGAGUUCCAUUUUGAUCUUCCCCUUGACUACUGUGUUGGGGACACUUUGACAGAUGCAGGGCUUUUGUUUGCCAUUGAAGAAGACCAGAAAGAUGAUAGAAAUCCACCAUCUAUCUUACCUGGAGCAUCAGAUUUAUAUUGUCAAAAAAACACCAAAAAACCCGAACGAAAAAACAAAGUAAAAAGUCCAAGAAGAGCAAGCAAAAGAAAAAUAUCAACUGGUAGUGAUGGAGAUGGCACGUCAAGUAAUGCUGUCACCUCAACAACUGACUCACCUUUAUCUUCAGUUAAAGAUUGUAUUGAAAAUUUGAUGCCACAAGUCAUUGAACGAGUUCCUUGCGAAGACUGUGAUGUUGAUAUUGAGACUUUGGAAGACUGACUGAACUAUACAAUCAAGAUCAAUUAUUUUUUUAUUGAUGAACCUUUAUUAUCAAAAAGAAUUUAAAAUACACUUCAAAUUAGAAUUAUCAAUAUAAAUAACAAUUAAUUUUGUUAUUAUUGUUUGUUUUAUAUUUUCUAUAUGAAUCUUGUGUUUUUAUUGGAUAAUAUUUCAAGAAAUAAUAAGUGGGGUUACAUGGACUCCACACAUUGUAGCUCCUGGAAGAUUGAAUAAAAUUUCAAUUUCUUUAA
Molecule: messenger RNA, 882 nt
Organism: Exaiptasia diaphana
Lineage: Eukaryota; Metazoa; Cnidaria; Anthozoa; Actiniaria; Aiptasiidae
Exons: 5
Coding region: 86-631 (181 amino acids)
Source: RefSeq, a predicted model, not a curated record